Molecule: messenger RNA, 2403 nt
Organism: Ogataea polymorpha
Lineage: Eukaryota; Fungi; Ascomycota; Pichiomycetes; Pichiales; Pichiaceae
Exons: 3
Coding region: 496-1341 (281 amino acids)
Biological process (GO): translation
Cellular component (GO): ribosome
Molecular function (GO): structural constituent of ribosome
Source: RefSeq, a predicted model, not a curated record
GCCAAGAGCAGACUGUGCAGGAUCCAGCCCCUCAGUGCCGACUCAUAGUCAGUACGGACAACUCAGGCUCGUUGGUGCGUGACCACUUGGCAAACGAACGAGGCCUUCUGGCGUACAUGAGAACCGCACUGAACUAUUUUACUGUCUCAAUAAGUGCCAUUCAGCUGUUUAAACGAUCAAUUAUUGAGCAAUUAAUUAGUCCUACUCCCAACUAUGGCCGGCUUGCAAAAGAUCAGAAUUUCUACGAGACUCUUGCGAGACCUUGGACCGUGAUUAUGUCUUGCUUGGGGGUAAUAUUCAUUGUCACCAAUGUGGGAAGGUUUGUGGUGAAUUCUAAUCACUUGACCUACUAUAAUCGCUUUGGAAUUGACGGCACAGUAAUUCCCUUAGUGUUUCUCAUAAUGAUAGGUCUCGAUGUUUAUCUGAUCUACAAAAUAGCUUCGCUAGAUUUUUCCGCUUAAUCACAUUAUUUAAUUUAAUUUAUUUCAUAUUUUGAUGCCAUACACUGUCUUAAGUCCAUCUGGUGCCGUAGCCAGAGACCAUCUAUCCAAUGAGCGCACAAUGCUUGCGUAUUUGCGGACCUCAAUGAGCUUUUUAUCACUUGGAGUCGGAGUGGUCCGACUUGCCAAGUACGCAAUUAUCGACCCGUUAAAGCCUUUGAAUCUUGAAAAGUACCCAGAAAUGCUGCGCCACGACUACUACAUAGCCACAACAUAUGCAAGGCCUCUGGGAGCUUUGAGUUUGGCGGCUGCUCUUUUGACGCUUGCCUUUGGCAUAACUCGAUAUUGCAUUAUGUUCAAUCGGAUUGUUCACUCAGAGAGAUUCCAAAACGAGAAUAAAGGCCAGGUCGCCCGCGACCAUCUGGCCUCGGAACGCACUUUCCUUGCUUGGCUCCGAACGUCGCUUACCUUCGCAAGCUUGGGAGUGUAUGUGACACAGCUGCUGGCCAUAGGAGCGGACGAGACUUCUGUCUCUUCUACGACAAGGCUUGGAAAGGCUCUAGGGUUGUGUUUUAUAGUUAUGGCGAUAGUCUCAGUGCUUAUCGGGUGCGUGCGCUUUUUUAUCGCCCAAUCGAUGCUUCGCAAUGGAAAGUUCUCUGUCGCGCAUUUUGAACCAUACUUCGUAUACGGCGUGACAGGUCUGCUGUCGGGAAAAGUCCACGGAUCGCUUGCACGUGCCGGUAAGGUUAAGUCUCAAACUCCAAAGGUCGAGAAGACCGAGAAGCCAAAGAAGCCAAAGGGAAGAGCAUAUAAGAGACUGUUGUACACCAAGAGAUUUGUCAACGUUGCCAACACCCCAGGUGGAAAGAGAAGAAUGAACCCAGGUCCAUCCUCCAAAUAAGUCCAGUGAGGUUCAUAGCUAUUGGUAUUAAUGAAUUUGAUACAUAUUUACAGGUAUCCUAGCAGCCUGAGGCAAUAAUCAACGAGAAUACCGAGCCAGAAAGUGUGCCCAGUUUUGAUGUUCUCUCGGAACCAGAACCCGCAGCUUUUGGGGUCAUCCAGGUCCACCAGCUGAGUCAUUCUCAAGAGCCGGUAUGCUCCGUAUGCUGCUCCUAAAUAAAACCCAGGUCCCAUUCCGGCAAGGUAUCCGCUCAGCGUGUAGCAUCCCAUCUGGGCGGCUGUGAGGCCAUGGAAGAUGGUCUUGGAUUUAUCGCCCCACGCCAGUGCUGUGGAUUUGAUGCCGGCCUGGGCGUCGAAUUUUUUGUCUUGGUGCGCGUAGAUGGUGUCGUAGUGCAUACACCAGAAGAAUCCACUCAAGUAGAGAGGAAUCAUCACUGGCCAGUUCCACACUCCCAUGGCCGGGAAGCCAAGUAGCGCUCCCCAAUUGAAGCACAGACUAAGUACCACUUGCGGGUAAUAGGUGACCCGCUUGAACAGCGGGUAAGUGCCCACGAGAGCCAGCGACGAUGCUCCGAGCAGGAAACAGUCCAUUGGCAGUUGUAGAAGGACCACGAGUCCCACACCCAUUUGUGCAGCCAAAAACACCAACGCUUGCUUCACGCUGACGCGUCCGGACGUGAUUGGUCGUUCCAUAGUCCUGGCGACUUUGUUGUCGAGGUUUCUAUCGAGCAGGUCGUUGAUGGUGCAGCCUGCCCCACGCAUCACGAAAGCGCCGACACCGAAAACCGACAUCAUAUAAACGGUGGAUGCCAAAGGCGCCGACGACAUGUAUGCAGCCAUUGUGAUUGCCCACAGACAAGGGCUCAGGAGUAGCUUGGUGCCGAUAGGUUUUUCGAUCCGCAUUAGCUCCAUGUACGGGAUGAUUUUUGGAGGGAAUUUAGUCAGAUAUCCCAGCCCGGCAAGACGCUCUUCUUUGGCUCUUGCAAGAUCCUCGGCAGAAAAAGUUGACUGGAAACGAACAAGCGGCGCGAGCCUGCUGACUCUCCAACAAAACGCUGGUCUC